Messenger RNA from Cydia strobilella, 2227 nucleotides. Its product is annotated as zinc finger CW-type PWWP domain protein 1-like. Lineage: Eukaryota; Metazoa; Arthropoda; Insecta; Lepidoptera; Tortricidae. The transcript has 7 exons. The record is from RefSeq and is a predicted model, not a curated record. Bases 7 to 1458 code for a protein of 483 amino acids. Gene Ontology annotation, molecular function: zinc ion binding. Gene Ontology annotation, cellular component: nucleus.
CAUGAAAUGGAGAACGUUAAAUUACCAAUUGAAAAUGCUCAUGAACCGACUGAAGGAGCUCAUCAACCAGUGUGCGUUAGCCGUAGCACCAUGAGGUCCCAAGAGGAGGCAAAAAAACCGAAAAAGCGGCAUGCAACGUUUGCAGAUAACACGAUGACUGAAAAAGAGCUUUCACAAACAAGCAGCUCCUACAAAGAAGCUCUGAGUCAGCCCGCGCCAGGACUCUCCCACUCCCAACGUCUGGCGUGGCUGCAGAAGCGACGCGGCCCCGGUUUAUGGGUGCAAUGCGACGCGUGUAACUCCUGGCGUCAUCUGCCGCAUGUUGUUGACUCCCAUCAGCUGCCGGCUAAGUGGUAUUGCUCUAUGAAUCCAGAUAAAUCUUUAACAGAUUGCUCCACCCCGGAAACUCCCCUGCGUAUAUCCGACGAAGAAGACCUGAUCCACAGCGAGUACUCGGCCGGCUCGCUGGUGUGGGCGCGGCUGCCCGGCUGGCCGUGGUGGCCCGCCAUGGUGGACGACGACCCUGAUACUGAGCAGUUCUACUGGCUCGACGGCUUCUCGGAUAUACCGACACAUUACAACGUCGUGUUCUUCGACGAGAGAGGCGCCACACGGGCUUGGAUAUCUCCAGAAAAUUUGGAGCCUUACACUCAAAAUAAAAAGAGGUUCCGACACCCUUCAAACUCCAAGCAAUACAAGAAGCGACUAGAACAGUCUAUACAGAAGACUGACAAAGCUGAAAAACUUCCUGUGGCCGAUCGUUUAGCCAAAUUCAGCUUCAUAAAUACAUACAAGGGGCCAAUAGUCAGCCCUAAGAAAGUCACUAAAACAGAGUUGGAGAUGUUCCAAAAGAAGUUGAAGCGGAAGUUCAAUGUUGACUUUCCAAUUGAAGCUAGUUCGGACUCGGAAGACGAGGAAUAUAUUCAAGCGCUUAGGGAAAUAAAUAAAAAGAAGAAUGUUAUCCUGAUUGGCACACCCAGAAGUAAAAAGACUAAAGAAGAUAGUACUUCUAAUAAAGAUAAUGAUAACGCAAUCAUAAAAACUGUUGAACAAAAACGGAAAAAUGACAAUCUGAAGCAUAAUGAAGACGAUAAUAAAACCGGGGAAGACAGCGAACAAAAGCCUCGAACGAAACAAGAUAUUGAAAAGAAGCCUAAAAAGAAAAUUGACUUUAAAAUUCCUAAGAAAGGGUCGGCUAUUGUGAAAAAUAUCACCAAUAUCAGCUUUGCAAGUGCAGCUACUACUAAUUCUGAUGAGCAAUCAUUUAAGAUACCAGAUUCUAUGGCUACUGAAAUUGGCAGCACGCCGAUAUUAACCUUGGGGUCGCAGAUUAAUGGCUUUGAUAAUGAUUCUUCAAAGACUUACGUACCAGAAGAUGAAUCUUCUGAUCCAGUAGUUAUUACUCAGGAUUGCCAGAGUCGCGUGGAUUCUCCAAGCAGUGACGAUUUUGACUUUUAGUACCUAUAGUUUUUCAAGGAAUUCCUUCAAUGUAAUAUUAUCGAUUUAUUAUUGGUUGAUUAUAUAUUGCUUAAAACCCAUAGCUUGCUCUAUGUAGAUUGAUUCUUAAACAUAUUUUAUAUCAUUAAGUUGUACAUAGUUAAACUUCAAGAAUAACUAAUAGUCGGAUAACUAUAUCAUUCUUAAAUGUAAUGUCACGUAAGUAAUGUAUUCUUGGUGGAUUCUAGAGUCUGGCGGAAAGAGAAGAUAUAGGAACCAUUACAUUUCACGACUCUUCUCUUUCCGCACAGACUCUAUACCACUUUAUUGCGUGUUCCAUGAUGCAAAUUUAAGUGUUAAUUUAUUUCUUGAUAAAUAAGAUUUACUUUUUAUCUUUCAGAUAUAUUAAAACUUAAAUUGGCAUCAUAAUAAAAAAAAACUUGGUGAAAUUGUGACUAGCGUUACUUAUUAGUAAAAUGAAACCCAUAACAUAACUAAAUUUGUGAGUGAUCCCUAAUUGCAUCUGCUAGUUUGACCACACUUGACCGGUCUGCUAAUUAUUAUCUUAUUAUUUUUAAACAAUGAUUAUGUACACACCCAUAGUUUUGUACAAUUCAUUAUUACUAGUACUACUAUUACUAGCGAUUACUAUUUGUUUAUUUUUUCCGUGGUGGAUGAUGAAAAACGAUGAUAUGAUGCACGUUAAGUAUUGUUUCUAUAUUUAAAAAUAUUAUUAAGCCUAAUUUUAGAUACCUACGUUGAAAUAUAUUAAAGAUUGUUAUUAAUUCAG